Trichophyton verrucosum HKI 0517 is the source of this 360-nucleotide messenger RNA. RefSeq lists its product as uncharacterized. The record is from RefSeq and is a predicted model, not a curated record. Gene Ontology annotation, biological process: mRNA export from nucleus; proteasome assembly; double-strand break repair via homologous recombination. Lineage: Eukaryota; Fungi; Ascomycota; Eurotiomycetes; Onygenales; Arthrodermataceae. Gene Ontology annotation, cellular component: proteasome complex; proteasome regulatory particle, lid subcomplex. Bases 1 to 360 code for a protein of 119 amino acids. The transcript has 3 exons.
AUGUCGAGUCAGCCCGCCUCACAGGGCGCUGCCAAACCUCAGUCGGCGGAGACAGCACAGUCAGAAAAAGCCCAGAACCUUUCUGCACCUCUGGAAGAAGAUGACGAGUUUGAAGACUUCCCGGUAGAAGAUUGGCCCCAAGAAGAGGCAGAAGCUCCGAGCGGAGGGUCUGGCAACGACCAUCUAUGGGAAGAAAGCUGGGAUGACGAUGAUGCGAGUGAGGACUUCUCUAAACAACUAGCGUGGAAGCUGCCAAGCGAUGACUUGGCUGUCGUGAAAGAAUGGACUCUCAUCUGUGCUGCUACCAGCUUUCUUCUUGUUUCCUCAUCAGCCUCCUGGGUUUUCUUUAGCGGAGUUUAG